Molecule: messenger RNA, 630 nt
Organism: Octopus bimaculoides (California two-spot octopus)
Lineage: Eukaryota; Metazoa; Mollusca; Cephalopoda; Octopoda; Octopodidae
Product: sulfotransferase 1B1
Molecular function (GO): sulfotransferase activity
Source: RefSeq, a predicted model, not a curated record
UGCACGGAUUCACAGAGAGAGAUGAUUGCAGAAGGAAUCUCAGCGAACAAAUAUUUGUAGCUGGACAGAAAAUGAAAGACAGAAAAACAAGAGAAUACCAUAAAGUUACAAAAUGCCUGAAGUAUUCCACAAAGACCCUGCAGGAUAUCAACUCCGUGUUUAUGACUACAAUGGAUUCUUGGUGCCACCAUUCCCAAACGUUCAAGGAAUUCUUGAAAAAAUUCCCAACGUACCAAUAAGAGAAGAUAAUGUCUUACUUCUCGGCUACAUGAAAACUGGAACCCACUGGAUAUGGGAAAUCUGUGUAAUGUUACUCAAUGGUUCUGCUGAAUACUAUCCAGGAAGCAAGACUGCUACCAUGAUGGAAAAAACAGACGAAACCAGCUUAAGCCAGCUUUCAUCACCCAGAGCGUUUAAUACCCACCUUUACUUACACCAUUUACCAAAAGAGAUAUUUACUAAAAAGCCUAAAAUGAUUUUCCUAACACGCAACCCUCGGGAUACUGCUGUCUAUGCGUACCAUCAUAUAUUCCAGUUAAAGGCAUUCCAAUACGAUGGAGAUUGGAAAGGAUUCUUCGAAUUGUUCUUUGAUGGCAAAGUAAGUUAUGGCAACUGAUUUCAAUAUAUGCU